CUCGCAGUUCCUCAAAAUCUUCGUUCGCAUCGUUGCAAGAGUGCGUUGAACCAGAAAUACCAGAUGCAUCAUUGACCAUAUGUUGUUACCCCACCGAUCACAUUAACCCGGGGGUGCACAUAUCUGGCGUGGAGUUGCAAGCCGUCAAGAUAGCCACUGAGUCGAAACUGCAGCUGUGCGGGGGCUGGAGUGGGCAGGCUAGCUACGCGCUGGAUGGAUGCGUGGACGCUGGCCUGCUCAGACCACCGCCGCAGCCGCACUCCAGUCAACUUGGUACUGUUUAUGCCACAAAAAGAAGAAGAAGGAAUGGAAAGAGCAUCAAGCCACCAUCAAAAGACGGCGUCACAAAGAGCAACCCGAGCAAGAGACACAGGGAGCGCCUUAACGCGGAGCUCGACACCCUGGCGUCACUCCUACCCUUCGAGCAGAACAUCCUCAGCAAGCUGGACAGGCUGUCCAUCCUGCGGCUGUCCGUCAGCUACCUUCGCACCAAGAGUUACUUCCAAGUGGUCAUGCACAAAGAAAAAGAGGACAUCCAUGGUCACAGGAGAGAGCACUCACCCUACGACCACGCCAUGCCAGACGGAGAGAUGUUCUUACAGGCACUCAACGGUUUCCUGAUGAUCUUAACGUGUGAAGGCGAGGUGUUCUUCGCGACACACAGCAUCGAGAGUUACUUAGGCUUCCAUCAGUCGGACAUAGUCCACCAGUCAGUUUACGAGCUCGUCCACUCUGAAGACCGGGAGGAGUUGCAGCGGCAGAUCUUGUGGAACUCCUUCCUCCCUCCAGAGGUCAGCAACCUCACGCUGCAGGACGUACUGAGGCCGGACAGGGCACAUCUAUUAGAAAGGAGCUUCACCGUCAGAUUUAGAUGUUUGCUUGACAAUACUUCUGGAUUCUUGAGGCUUGACAUCCGAGGUCGGAUCAAAGUGCUUCACGGGCAGAAUAAGAAAACAGAAGAACCUCCUUUAGCUUUGUUCGCGAUAUGUGCGCCCUUCGGACCUCCCUCACUCCUCGAGAUCCCUCAGAAGGAAGUCAUGUUCAAGAGCAAACACAAACUGGACCUGUCUCUAGUCUCUAUGGAUCAACGGGGUAAAAUGCUGCUAGGUUAUACAGAUGCUGAGCUGGCCAACAUGGGAGGCUACGAUCUAGUUCACUACGACGAUCUAGCUUACGUCGCCAGCGCACAUCAAGAAUUAUUAAAAACAGGUGCUUCCGGAAUGAUCGCUUACCGCUUCCAAACAAAGGAUGGUCAGUGGCAAUGGCUGCAGACCUCUUCCAGACUAGUCUACAAGAAUUCUAAACCUGACUUCGUUAUUAGUACGCAUCGACCGCUCAUGGAGGAAGAAGGCAGAGAUCUAUUAGGCAAAAGGACAAUGGACUUCAAAGUCAGUUACCUCGACACCGGCCUCACUAGCCUCUACUUCUCAGAGACCGAACAGUUGUCCGGCUGCGAAACCAACGUUACUACUCCUCCCAGAACCGCAAGGAGAUACAAAACACAACUCCGAGAUUUCCUAUCAACUUGUAGGAAUAAGAGAAGAGUGCCCACAACUCCUGCACCGCCUCCUGUCGACUACUUAGCAGCGGACGCAGUAGCGGCAGCAUACACUAAUCUAAAUGGCGCAUACACAGCUCCUUACGGAGAAUACCCUCCAGCCCCAACCUUACAUUAUGCUCCGCCACCUCUAGACGACAGAUUCUUAACAGCAGACAACCUCUUUCAUCAAUAUAAACCUUUAUCUUAUCAUUAUACUCCCUAUGCGCCGAAUGGCUUCCUUGAACCUGCGCCUCCGCCUGGUUACGAAGUGGCCCCCACGUACCAUCGACCACCUUCGAGAGAGUACACGUACGUGGAUAGCAGUGGAAGAUACAUGAGUCCUGUAACUGGACAGGAGAGAAGGUCGCCUUCCGUAGUGCCCGGACCAAGUCCUGCAGGGUCGAGUAACUCGGAGCAGGAGAGGAUGCAGCAGCCUCAGGCUUCGGAGAUGCCACGGCAAACUGUGCUCAUGUGGGGUGCUGGAGGAGCAGCUCAAGAAGUUCCAGUCGAGUACUCGCCUCCACAGGUUUGGCGUUACCAUCCAUCACACUAUCAUACCGCUGAGGCCACUCAAUGAAAUUAAUCUAGUAUUUUAUUGACUUCCACAAAAACAAGUAUAAUUGGAUCUUUUGGAAAAUCCUUGUGAAUGAUCUAUGAAAUACUUAGAAAAAAUAUUGCAAUCUUUGUUACCAAGACUUUAUUUUCUUAUACCUCGCUCAGUGGUGAGACCGAGUCGGUCUUUAGGUCUUCUUGACUUAAACAGGGUCCUUCCAGUAUCGAUAUCUGAUACGUCUUGAUGUAUAUUUAUAAUUCGAGAAUUUUAUCCAAAUAUAAUAAUAUUAAAAGAUAGUCGUUUUGUAGAAUAAAUGGUACGAAUCACGCGACGCAAUGUUACACAUGAUAGGUUUAAAUGCUUUGUAAAUAUUUUUUUUUUUACAUUUUUAUUGGAUAGCUUGCUUUGAGUGAGGGUUUUUAUAAAUGUUGGCUUCAAUAGAUCUAACUGAAGCGUAUGAUUCAUAGUUUUGUGAAAGUGAUUGUGUAUUGUGUCUGUACUUUGACUUACAAUACCUUGUUUAUAAGAGGUUACUUUUCUAUUCUAGAAUAAUUACGUUCUAGUUCAGAUAUAUCAUUGUUAUAAUCUAUAUCAUCUUCAACACCAAUUGUGUUGAGAGGAGUACUAUCUUCUGGCUCGAAAUUUUUUAUUUCAUCUGUUUUAUGUUAAUUGUCAUUAACAUUUGUGUUCCUAUCAUUACAGGCUCUUCACAGUACUUUAAGUUACGCAGCAAGUCUCGUAUAAACAAGGUACAUAUUAAUAUUUUUAUUACAAUUUCGCUGUUUUCCCAAAGCGAAUGUUUUUGCAGUACAUAUCAUUAUAUUUAGCACGCAAUGAUCACAUAUCACUUUAUCUAAUGAUGCAGUCGAUCCCUUUUAUAUAUUUUCUUACUCUUAGAAAUACUUUUACCUAAGUAUUCCCUUUAAAAAGGUAUGCAUUGAUGUUUAUUUUGUACAAAUUAUCUUACAACUCCCUGAGAUUCAAUGCGAGCACUAAAUCAUUAUACUUUGGUUAGUUCAAAAUUGUUUAAAUAAUACGAACUUUCUACUAAAAGAAAAUAUCUGUAUAAUACAUAUCAACAGUACACACAUUUUUGUCAGCUAAUGUUGUUUGCAAUUCAGUUUUACCUAUAAUAUCUAUUGCGAUUUUAUUAUCAAUAACUAACAUAUCCAUAUUAUUGUUUCUACAAUCAUCUUUAACCAUAUUAUUAUUGGUUAAGGUAUUGGAAUUGUGUUCAACAUUAGUCCUUUGGUCUUGCUUAAGCACAGUACUUGUAGGGUCGACUGUUUGCACCGCCGAACCAACGCCACGUAGCAUUUUGUACAUACACUUGCCGUGCCUUUCACUGUUACUCUGUUUUUACAACUGUAAGCACUCAAGUUUUGGUGGCUUCUGAAAUAUGUUAUGAAACAAAAUUUGUCUAAAAUUUUACUUAUAUAAACUGAAAAAGGAUUCUUUUGCCUCUAGUGUUAAUUUAGAUGAAAUGGUAUAUGAAAUGUGGCCCCUUUUCUAAGUCUCUUACUCGAAACUAUUUACAAUAAUUCUUUGCCUUGUUGUCUAUCUCAGAGUCUUACUGCCCAUGCGACAAAUAUAAUUUUAAAGCUAUAAGUAGCUAUUUGUAAAAAAACAUGACAAUUUAAUGUGAGAAUACUGAAUUUGUGGAUAACACAAAUACAAAUACGACACGCCACAACCAGUCCCAUAAUUUAAUAAGAUUAAAAUAAAAAGACAAAUGCAGGAUUGUUGGUAAUAUUACAUUUUCCAAAAAGAUAACCUACUUUAGGUUCCUUCCAUACUAUUAUUAUAAAUACUAUAGUGGACAUUUGUAUUAUAUUAUAAUCAUAUUUCCUAAGGCUCCAGAAUUUCAGUCACCAUAUAUUUAUUUAUUUAUUCCAUUGUGCUACAGUGACCAACGUUGGUACGGCUACGGUGACCUAGCGUUCAAAUGACUCUUCCGCCGUCGACAUAGAGUUUAAGAUAGCUUAAAUUUUUUGAUAGUUCUUUGUGGAAAACAUUGGAUCAUAAGUAGACAAUUGGUAAUUUGACCAGAAUGUAUUUUGAUCUGAUAUUGAAAUCUAAAUUUUAUG
This is a messenger RNA of Spodoptera frugiperda (fall armyworm), 4180 nucleotides long. It is a transcript of the gene ss, whose product is annotated as aryl hydrocarbon receptor. Gene Ontology annotation, biological process: regulation of transcription by RNA polymerase II. Gene Ontology annotation, molecular function: transcription cis-regulatory region binding; nuclear receptor activity; protein binding. Gene Ontology annotation, cellular component: aryl hydrocarbon receptor complex; nucleus. Lineage: Eukaryota; Metazoa; Arthropoda; Insecta; Lepidoptera; Noctuidae. The coding region runs from base 513 to 2117 and encodes 534 amino acids. The record is from RefSeq and is a predicted model, not a curated record. The transcript is spliced from 9 exons.